UCGACUGCGCAUCUGAUGCGCCGCAUCGCCCGCAUACUUGAAACAUUAACAUAUGCGACCACGUGUUUAAGUUAAGUUCAAAAAACGGUGUGUUCGUGAUAAGAUACUAUUUAUACAUUAGCGUUUACAAACUCUAGUGUAAUUAUUUAUUUUUAAAAUAAUUUCUAUUUAAUAAAUAAUUGGUUUUAAUAUUUAUAAUCCCAGGAAUUUACGAGUAUAUAAAAAAAAAUGUCUAACUACAACAGAAGAGCUGCUAAAAGACGACGUCUUGAUACCUCAUCUUCUUCAGAAUCUGACGAAUCUUCGGACAUCAAUCUACCAGUUAACAUGUCCCAAUCACACAAAAACUGGAUAAUGAAUGAUAAAUCGCUUCUACGAAUUGACUCACUUACACAAGCUGUCAAACAUAAAGAUAUUGUGCAUAUCAAACAUAACGUAAGCUUACUCUCGAUCAUCAACGCCGUAGAUUCGGAAGGUCUCACAGCACUUGAAGUUGCCAUCGACGACAGAUACCUACCGGGAAUAAAGCUUUUGCUUGCGUGUCGUGCCAUGCGACUUAACAGAUAUCAAUCCAUAAGGUCAUGGAAGCAGUGGCAAAAUUCACUUCGCUGUAUAAUAGCAAAAGAAUGGGAAUUAAAAGGAGGCCUGAACUUCGUCAAACGAUUGUUUUUACGUGAAAUGAACAAAAGUUUACGUUCAUGGGGUGGACCAAAUGCCGAGGAAUUGACGGAGGAAGCUUUAAACAACUACUCCAUCAAACAGCUAACAAAUAGCGACUGCGACGGCAGAGAUAUGGCGAUAAUAUUGAAUAAGUAUGCGGCCUCCAAUCAGCGUGAAAGCGAAACCAUACUUUAUUCAGCAAUCGUGAAUAAUAAUAUAGAAAUAGUAAAAUAUUUGUUGGAGAUGGAUGCAGAUGUAAGUCUCACUGCAGCUUACACACAUCAUAACUACGGUGGAUUGACUGCCUUGGACGUCGCCAUAAACAUGAACUUAACAGACAUCAUCCAGCUUCUACUGGAUCACGAAAGCUGUGACGUCAAUGCCACAGCAGAGUCCGGCUUGACGUCUCUCCAUAUCGCAGCAUCGAAGAAUAAUUCGGCAAUCGCUAAAAAAUUAAUAGAGAAAGGUGCAACGAUAGAUGUGCCCUCUGCAUAUCAAUCUGUUUGUAAGUCAACAACUAAGAGUAAAAUAGACACUGAUGUGAAACAUCGGAAUGGUGUGACUGCUUUGCAAGUUGCCGCGAAAGCUAAUAGUUCGGAGAUCGUUCAACUAUUAGUAGAUCAUGGUGCUGAUGUCAAUGCUCAUUGUAAAGACCGGGGCUAUGGGUACACGGCAUUGCAUUAUGCAGUCAUGAAUAAUAACAGUGCAAUGAUUGAGUUUUUACUGAGCAAGGGUGCUCGCGUUGAUGUCAAGUCAAAUGAUGGAAAGACAAUUCUACAUUUUGCUAUUGGCACCAGAAACGAAGACAUUAUUAAGCGUGUGUUAGAUGCUGGCGCUGAUGUGAACAUCAGAAAUAAUACGGAUUAUUUUAAUAAUAUUACGCCACUUCUUGAAGCCGUGAGGUUCAAUUUGAAAGAUACUGUGUCGAAGUUGAUUCAAAUGGGUUCUGAUAUAAAUGCCACGGCUGAACGUAAGUCGACAUCGACAUGCGUAAAUAUUAUCGACAUGACCCUUGAAGAACUCGAUCCCGACACGCUCGAGCUGAUGUUAAAUAUGGGUGCAGAUGUCGGUAACGCUGAAUUUAAAAAAUAUUGUUUUCGUAACAGGGAAAUAUUUCUAAAGAAUAUAGAGAAAUUCAAAGUUGCUGGACUUUUCAAUAACGAGAAACUCACCAAGUGGGCUGAUUAUAAAAAAAUAAAAAACGAGGACUUAAAGAAUGGACGCCAAACUCAAGUGAUGAAAAUGGAUGCAGAAGAAAUUAAGGAUCGUUCUGUUCGUUUCUACGAUUUGCUAUUUAAAAACUUUGAUGACAUGGCGAUGUAUUCAGAAAAUGAAAUUAUUAAAAAAGCUUUAGAACCAGGCGCGAGUAGGCUCUCGUUGAACAAAAAGUUAUUGAUAAAUAAUUUUAAGAAGAAAUACAAGCGCUAUCAGAUGCAGAAAGAAGCUGAGAAGGUGUUUGAAAAUAUAAUUGAUUUGCCUGAUUUAUGCGUGAGAAAAAUCCUCACGUAUCUUAGCUAUAAUGAUUUAUUCGUAAGUUUAGGAAAACCCUCAAAGUUCAAAUUAACAACAAGCACUGCUAUUCAUAUCAGGCACGGAAGUUUGAACUCCUGGGCCUCUAUAAGGAGGCGAAUGAUAACGAACCAUAGAUUUGCUGGCUUACUAUAGCUUCACCGAAAGUUUAUAUUCAUGCCCUGUUUAAAGGGAAGAAAAUCGAUGUUUUCAUAUACGAGAAAUGAACUCAGGUGCAGAUCUAGUUAAAAAAUUGUAUACAGACCGCGGAAGAAGGUAGAACGUCCCAAUCCGCGUGAUUGCCACCCUCGCUUUCGGCUCACGCGGGUUUGAAUGUCCUACUUUCCUUCUUUGGUGUGUAAUAAACCAUUCUGCCCAGUGACUGAAGGCAUUUGUAAUUUAAACUCUGAUACUUGCCAUUUGUGCAAUAAUAAUUUCAGACCAUUAAUUUUAUUUGCGUAAAUGGCAGUUUGGACUUUGUGAUUAAAUGCCAAUUCUUGAUGAUCUCAAAUCAUUUUUGUAUAUUUGUAAAAAAGUUAUCAAUAAAAUAAUAUUU
Messenger RNA from Microplitis mediator, 2725 nucleotides. Its product is annotated as ankyrin repeat domain-containing protein 17-like. The transcript has 2 exons. The record is from RefSeq and is a predicted model, not a curated record. Gene Ontology annotation, cellular component: nucleus; cytoplasm. Bases 229 to 2325 code for a protein of 698 amino acids. Lineage: Eukaryota; Metazoa; Arthropoda; Insecta; Hymenoptera; Braconidae. Gene Ontology annotation, molecular function: protein binding.